CCUCCCUCCCUCCCUCUCUCUCUCUCCGUGCUGCAAACUUCUUCACGCUUGCAUCAACGACCGAGGCCUUGCAUAUUUUUGCUGCCCCUGGCAUAAGCAUCCGGGCACUAGCCUUUGUGUCAGGCAGUUGAGCAGAGGGUUCUGGGAAAAUUCAGCUAUUUCCCGCUAUUUUCUUUCCUGGCGAAAGUUCUCCACACAGCCUCCACUCAUGGCUCAUCCUUUUAGUCGUAGUUUGCUAUGUAGAUUACUGUUCUUGGUGAUGAGUUUAGCUUCUCAGAGAUGUUACUGUGUCCGGACAUUCGAGUUCGAUGUCCACCACAGGUUCUCUGAUCCGGUUAAGGGAAUUCUGGGUGUUCAGGACCUGCCAGAGAAGGGAAGUCGGGAAUACUAUGUUGCUAUGUCCCACCGAGACCGCAUAUUCCGAGGCCGUGGACUGGUUGGUGGCGAUCGGACGGUUCUAACGUUUGCCGACGGCAAUGAAACUUAUCGGCUUAGCUCCUUUGGAUAUCUACAUUAUGCCAAUGUUUCUGUUGGAACACCAGCUUUAUCGUUUCUUGUGGCAUUGGAUACGGGAAGUGACUUAUUCUGGUUACCGUGCAAUUGCACCAGCUGUGUUCAAUCUUUGCAGUCUGGAAGUGGACAGACCAUUAAUCUUAGUAUCUAUGGUCCUGAAGCAUCCUCCACGAGCAAGAAUGUAUUAUGCAACAGCACCUUCUGUGAGCUACAAAGACAGUGCCCUUCAUCUGGCAGUAGUUGUCCAUAUCAAAUUCAAUAUCUUUCAAAUGGAACUUCAUCUUCUGGGGUUCUAGUAGAGGAUGUGUUGCACUUGAUUACAGAUGAUGAUCAGACACAAGAAGACGAUGCACGUAUUACUUUUGGAUGUGGUCAGAUUCAAACUGGUUCAUUCCUGAGUGGUGCAGCUCCGAAUGGUCUAUUUGGACUUGGCAUGCAGAGUAUCUCAGUUCCAAGCAUCUUAGCUAAAGGAGGGCUCACUUCAAAUUCAUUUUCCAUGUGUUUUGGAGCUGAUGGCGUUGGAAGAAUCAGGUUUGGAGAUAAUGGCAGCUCAGACCAAGGAAAAACACCAUUCAACCUCAGAGCAUCACAACCAACCUACAACAUCAGCAUCACUCAAAUUAUUGUUGGAGGAAAUGCUACUGAUCUUGAGUUUUAUGCAAUUUUUGACUCUGGUACAUCGUUUACAUACCUAAAUGACCCAGCUUAUACACAAAUUACUACGAGUUUCAAUUCUAUGAUUAAAGAAAACCGACAUUCAUCAGGCUCUGGCGAAGAUCUCCCCUUUGAGUUCUGCUAUGAUUUAAGUUCAAAUCAGACCAAUUUCGAAGUUCCCAUGUUGAAUCUUACUAUGAAGGGUGGGGACAAUUACUAUGUCAUUAAUCCACUACUUGUGUUGUAUAAUGAGGAUGUUCCAGCCGGAUAUUGCCUUGGCAUCGUGAAAAGUGAUGACGUGAAUAUAAUUGGACAUCUUCAUGCAGAGAACUUCAUGACUGGUUACAGCAUAGUUUUUGAUCGUGAUAACAUGAUUCUUGGUUGGAAAGAAUCCAAUUGUUACGACGACGUGCAUUCCAACUCCAGCAAAUCACCUACCAACAAAUCUCCCACACCUGCUCUUGCUGUGAAUCCUGAAGAUACAUCUAACCAGUCAAAUAGCUCACCCUAUCGAAACCCUUUUACUUUCAUAUUUAUAGUGGUUCUUUUUCCGCUUUUAGCCAUUAUUUAGUAAAUCAAUUUUGUAUUAUCUUAAAUUCAAAGGCAUUCGUUUUAUUUAAAAUUUUCAAGUGCAUUAUAGGCAUUUAGGCUGGUCGAGCACAGGAGAGAAGCAUUAUUGCUUCCGAUUCUUUAGAUCUUAUUAUUAGAAUAAUGUGUUUGUACAUAAUGUUUACAGUUUGUUGAUAUAUAAUAGAAUAGAAUUUAUACGUUUUAGCU
This is a messenger RNA of Prosopis cineraria, 1944 nucleotides long. Its product is annotated as aspartyl protease family protein 1. Gene Ontology annotation, molecular function: aspartic-type endopeptidase activity. The transcript has 10 exons. The coding region runs from base 209 to 1738 and encodes 509 amino acids. Gene Ontology annotation, biological process: proteolysis. The record is from RefSeq and is a predicted model, not a curated record. Lineage: Eukaryota; Viridiplantae; Streptophyta; Magnoliopsida; Fabales; Fabaceae.